AUGACUGAAAUGGAACCUUCUCAGCGAGAUGCCCAGCCGGCGACGUCCCCGCUUACAUCUAACGGGGAGGGGUCUCCCUCACCCGUAAAGGCAGCGGCCCCCAAGCCCGGCAGAAAGCUGCCUGGGUGGCUGGAUCACUUCAAUGCCCGCGAUCUUAAGAUGCUGUUCCGUUGUUCGCUAGCUGCGUGGGUGGCGAUGCUGUUGGUUUUCAUCAUGCCGUCCCUAAGCGUCAUUGGUACUGCGACGUUUUUUGCAGCUCUGGUACUCUUCAUGGUGCCUCCGACCGGCAUUGUUUUCCUUUUCGUUUUAGGAACUCUGACCUUGAUCAUUGGUAUGGCUUUGGGCUGGGGCUGGGGUGUCGUCGUCAUGAAGGCAGCUAUGGCAGCCAGACCGGCGGCCGAGACCCAGGCCAGGCUUCAAGCCCUUGGACAGACCGCACAGAGCCAGGCCAAUGCCACCGGACGGCCAGUCGCAGUUGUCCAGCAGGAGCUUGUCUACACCGGUUGGAUGCUUGACUCCCGUGUCACAGCUGUCUAUUAUUGCCUAAUUUGUUUGUUCAUCUAUUUAAUCUCUCGUCUUCGGGCUAUGAAUCCCAAAUUCAUCCUGAUGCAGAUUUUCGCAAUCAUCAUCAUCGAUGUUUCUCUGACCAUUGGCCCGCUGCUUCCAUCGUUUAACGGUACUAUCCCCAAGGUCUUGAUUGAGCCUGCCGCUAUUGGAAUUGGGCUGGGCCUGGUCUCUCAUUUCAUCUUUUUCCCUCGAUCCACCUCCCAUGUCGUGCUUGGUGGCAUGGAGGAUCUGGUGCGGCUACUCAAAGGACCGCUGGAUGCUACGGAGAACAGUCUUCUGAAAGGUGAAGACUUGGCUAUGGCAGAUUUGCAAAAGAUCAAGGUGAAGGCCGUUGCUGCUUACAAGGAUCUCAAACCGGCACUUAGCUUUUUGCCAUUGGACUUUUCCGUCGGUUGGUGGGGUGCUGACGAUGUCAAGACCAUGAAGAAACCGAUUCGCCAGGCUUUGAUAAAUAGUUUGUCGCUUUUAGAAGUCCACAUCGCCCGCAUCGGGGGAUACAAGAAGCUAGAAAAGCUACACCAGUUCACUGUGGAUCGGGAUUCCGAUACUGAAUCUCAAGCUAAUGGAAAUGAGAAAAAACGUCCACGCGAGGUUGGCAUGCGCCAGCUGAUGGAGAGUGUUAAUUUGGUACAAGCACUGCGGAGCCCGGAACAUGAAUCUAUGCGAUCGGAAACUGUCGAGGUAUUGCGCGAGUCCAGCAAGGAUAUCAUCCCGGCGUGCCAGGAAGCUGUUGAGAUCAUUGCGGAAUCCCUUAAUACGGUUAACAAGCGUUGGUUCGGUCGCCCUUCCAAGGAACAGCUCAAUCAGUUGCACGAGCGCAGUCAGACUGCGCUGCAGAAUCUUCAGGCCCUCCGCACAUCGUUUGCAACGGAAACCACCGAACGUUUGAUUGAAAUACAUGCGGAGAUCUUCGACGAAAAGGGCAUGCUCAAGGCCCUUGACGAAACUUCGUUGCCCAGAGUUCGGGGUAUCACUAUGGGAAUGGUCUUUGAAGAGCAGUUGCUCGGUGUCGUCGACGGAUGGGAGCGGGUCUUGGGACAGCUUGUCGCUCUCCUGAGUGAACGCCAGAAGAUCCGCCUGUGGCUACCCAACGGCUUGCGAUAUGCAGUCAACUGGUUCCGUCGGAAAAAUGCUGUGGCCCCUGUAAGCGCAGUUCAUAACCCAAUCAUCGAUCCCGACGUCGCAGAGACGCAGUCCAAAGCGGCACAGCACCAUCUUCGCAUCAGCAGAGGGUAUCGUGUCAACAAAGGCAGCCGCUUUGCGCGCGCUGUCAUCGGCACCUAUCACUGGUUCAUCAACCCGGAAGGUCUGUAUGCAAUGCGCAUGGUGGCUGUCACCAUCGCACUCUCUAUUCCUGCUGCGAUACCUCACACUGCGGGUUUUUAUUACCGCGAGAAAGGAAUCUGGGCCCUCAUCAUGGGGCAGACCACCCUCGUCAUAUACAUGGCCGAUUUCACUUUCUCCCUUCUCUGUCGAGCCAUUGGUACCGUUCUUGGCGGUCUGCUUGGCUUAGUUGCGUGGUAUAUCGGCUCCGGCCACGGCGAAGGUAAUCCGUACGGUCUCGCUGCUAUCAUGGCUGUUGUGGUCGUGAUUCUCAUCUUCGAGGAUACGCACAUCCCAACCUACGGCAAUCCCGGUUGGGGAUAUAAUGUUUUCUGGCGACGACUUGUGCUUGUUCUUAUCGGCUCCGCAGCGGCACUGAUCGUACAGCUCUUCCCUCGCCCACCGUCUGCGUCGCGACACGUCUGCAAGUCUCUUUCCAAUGUCAUUCGCUCACUCUCGGACCACUACGCGCUCCUCUUAUCCUGCUGGGGACAAGGGCGCGAAGAAGGCCUAGCCGCAGAGAAGCUGGCCCUUAACGUCGCUGAGAAUCUCGCCGAACUGGACGGCCCCAUCGCUUUGCUGCGCUUUGAAUUUUCCAGCUCGCCAUUUGACAGCGACCGUCUCGGCCAAGUGCAAUCGCUAUGCCAAGAUCUCAACCAAAACAUCGCUCGCCUACUUUACCUAUCUGCUUCGCUACCAGAACAUCUGCAAAGCCGCCUGGCUCGUCAAGCUGGUCUCCUUGAUCACCACAAUAUCGGCGAUGUCAUGGCUGUUCUGGGUGUGGUUGAACAAUCACUCAAGACGGGUGAUCCUCUCCCCGAGGUGCUACCAACGCCACUACUCAACCGUUGCCACGAUUUCUGGACGUCGCGCCACGUGGAUAUUAUGCUAAGCAAGGAUUUGAUCCGCGACGAGAACUAUCGCCGAUUCUGUGUUGCCGUCAGCGCAUACCUCAAGUUCCUGUCUGCAGUGGAUGACCUGGUACUUGUGAUGAAGGGUACAUUGGGCGAGUCACAUAUUGUUAGCCGUGACCUGUUGCAUGAGCAGUAUAAGGUGUAA
Penicillium concentricum is the source of this 2949-nucleotide messenger RNA. RefSeq lists its product as uncharacterized. The coding region runs from base 1 to 2949 and encodes 982 amino acids. NCBI's taxonomy places the organism in Eukaryota, Fungi, Ascomycota, Eurotiomycetes, Eurotiales, Aspergillaceae. The transcript has 5 exons. The record is from RefSeq and is a predicted model, not a curated record.